UGCUUGCUUUGCUCAGCAUACACACAAAGUAGAAGCCAUCACCAACCAAGAAUUUUACAUUCUGACUCUAUUCAAAGCGUUGCAGCAAACACGGAUGUUUCUGAAAUGUGGGAGAAUGAUCUGCGCCCUAUCCUGAUAGAAAGAUACGCAGGAUCACAAGGAAAUUACAUUGUACGACAGCAUAUCAAACACCGUCUUCAAAGAUUACAAGCUGGUUGGGAAAUUGAAGAAGAUACAUUUCAGAGAUACACACCAUAUGGAUAUAGAACAUUUUCAAAUAUUAUCAGCACCCUCAACCCUACUGCAAAACGUCAUCUGGUACUUGCUUGCCACUACGACUCAAAAUUUUUUGGACAACAAUGGCAGGAGACAGUGUUUGUAGGAGCAACUGAUUCAGCUGUGCCUUGUGCUAUGAUACUGGAGCUGGCACGUGCCCUGGAUAACCAGCUUCAGUUAAUCAAGACCAGUUCAACCUCAAGACCAGACCUUUCACUUCAGCUCAUAUUUUUUGACGGUGAAGAAGCCUUUGUCCAGUGGUCGCCUUCCGAUUCCCUCUACGGAUCAAAACACUUAGCUCAGAAAAUGGUAUCUACUCCACAUCCACCUGGUUCAACAACCACAAAUCAGCUGCAGGGCAUAGACCUGUUUGUACUACUGGAUUUAAUUGGUGCACCAAACCCGGUCUUUCCCAAUUAUUUUCCAAAUACUAUUCGAUGGUUUCAGAGGCUUCAAGAAAUUGAAAGAGAGCUACAUAACAUGGAUCUGUUGAGGAAUCACCUUGUUGAAAGGCAGUAUUUCCAGACUACAUUACAUCGAGGCUUGGUUGAAGAUGACCACAUUCCAUUUUUAUUAAGAGGGGUUCCAGUUCUACAUCUGAUUCCAUCCCCUUUCCCUGCAGUGUGGCAUACCAUGGAGGACACAGAAGAAAAUCUUGACGAAGCCACGAUUGACAAUCUCAGCAAAAUCCUGCAAGUGUUUGUACUGGAAUAUCUAAACCUGUGA
Molecule: messenger RNA, 1002 nt
Organism: Merops nubicus (carmine bee-eater)
Lineage: Eukaryota; Metazoa; Chordata; Aves; Coraciiformes; Meropidae
Gene: QPCT
Product: glutaminyl-peptide cyclotransferase
Exons: 7
Coding region: 106-1002 (298 amino acids)
Molecular function (GO): zinc ion binding; glutaminyl-peptide cyclotransferase activity
Source: RefSeq, a predicted model, not a curated record